Messenger RNA from Pochonia chlamydosporia 170, 1569 nucleotides. RefSeq names its product cytochrome P450. Lineage: Eukaryota; Fungi; Ascomycota; Sordariomycetes; Hypocreales; Clavicipitaceae. The transcript has 3 exons. The record is from RefSeq and is a predicted model, not a curated record. Gene Ontology annotation, molecular function: heme binding; monooxygenase activity; iron ion binding. Bases 1 to 1569 code for a protein of 522 amino acids.
AUGUCAUUGAGGAACGUCUUUACGUUAAGUGGCCACUUGGCUGACCUCCACCUCGAAUGGGGAAAAGGCCAUUUGGGCUCCCUGCUUGGCCUUGUUGCCUCUUUGUUCAUUGCAUUCAAUGUCGCCAAAGCCACCUAUCGUAUUUGGUUUCAUCCGUUGUCCAAAUUUCCGGGUCCCGUACUCUAUUCUGUUUUCUAUCUCCCAUAUCUCUAUCAGAGCUACAUCAAAGGGUCGUGGAUCUUUCGUGCCAGAAAAUUACACCAGAAGUAUGGCCCUGUUGUUCGAGUCGGCCCCAACCAUUUGAUGGUUGAUGGCGAAGUUGGAUGGCCACAGAUAUUCGGGCCCCGGAAAGCAGAUCAAUCCGAAUAUGAAAAGCAGCGUCCUGUCCAGGAAGCCAAAGCCUACAGCAUUAUUUUGGCCACCAGGGACAUUCACCGGCGACAACGCAGGCAGUUGAACCACGCCUUUAGCGACUUCUCUCUUACGCAGCAAGAGGAUGUUAUCCAGGAAUACAUCACCUUACUCCUUAGUCGCCUCGAGGAGGGAGCCGACAGAUCGGAAGCCGCCGUCGAUGUGGUCAAGUGGUUAAAUUGUAUCACUUUUGAUAUUAUCGGCCAACUUGCUUUCUCCGAGUCCUUUUUCAGCCUAGAGAACAACGCUGUACACCCUUGGAUCAAAACCAUCUUCGACGGCAUCCAAACUAUGUUAUUCCGGCGAUUCUUUGCUGAAUUUCCCAUGUUGAGACUGAUUUUGUCAAUGUUUAGUACCAAAGUUGGCACAAAGCGGCAUCCUGCAAGGGCCCAUGCGAGGGACAAGGCGUUCCGGAGAAUGGUGCUUGGUGAAGAGUCUCCCAGUGGCCGCAAAGAUUUCAUGUCCUAUAUGCUACGUAGAAAUAGGGACGGUGAGAUUGGUAUGACGGAAGACGAAAUCCUUGAGACGUCGCCAACUCUAGUUCUCGCAGGUAGUGAGACAACAGCGUCUGCACUUUCUGGCUUCUGGUUCUAUCUAUAUAAACACCCCCGGGUAUAUGCCCAGCUGACUCAAGAAAUCCGAGAGGUAUUUGACUCAGAAGACAAAAUUACGAUGCAGAAGGCUUCAAAUAUUGAGUAUCUGCAAGCAUGUGUUAACGAAAUUCUUCGCAUUUACCCGCCUGCGGCAGAGAUACCUGCCCGCGUUUCACCAGGUGACUUUAUUGAAGGAGCCUAUAUUCCCCCGGGUACACUGGUUUCCGUCGUUCUAUGGGCAACGUUCCGCAACCCUAAACACUUUAGAGAUCCCGACUUGUUCAUCCCCGAACGAUGGCUGUCUCCUUCUCAUCCCCUCUACGACGACCGUUUCAAGGACGACAACCACGCGAUUUUUAAACCGUUUAGUUACGGAUCGAGGGACUGCAUCGGCAAAAAUCUCGCGUUGAACGAAUUGCGAGUCAUCAUCAGCCGCAUGCUGUAUCGCUUUGACUACAAGGUGCUCGAUGGCCAGGACGAUUGGCAUUCAAAACAGAGGAAUUUUAUGAUUUGGGAUAAAGGUCCGCUGAUUGUACAAUUCAGUACGCGAGAGGAAGCUGGUUAG